AUGGGAAGAGGUAGACCACCUGGCUCAAAAAAUAAAGCCACUAUCAAUAAAGUAAAUGAUAAUUAACAACUACAGCAGAUUAAGUAAUAGCAAUAACCUUAAAAAUCCACUGAUUAAAAUGAAAAGCAAUAGUAAGAUUAAUAGUAGCAAGUCUAGAAAAAGAGAGGGAGACAUCCCAAUCCUUAGAAGCAUUUAGAACAUCUAAAGAAAGUCUAUUAAUCUCAGAUAACUCAAGUGUACACUGAGCUAGCAAAGACGUGCCUUGGUAAUACACAACUAUACAAUCUAUACGGUAUUGUGAUUGAUGCAACAAUGCCACAUUUGAAGGAAAAUGAAACCAAUAACUAUCGUAGAUAUAAGUAACAUGUUAAGAUAAUCGACCCAACUGUACAUUUCAGAAGACCCAAAGAAAGUGGAGAUACUACUAAUGUUUGCAUAUCUGUUACAUUCUUUGGUAGUUCAAUAGAGUAGCUUCCAGUAUUCAAGCGAAUUGGGGAUAUUAUCAGGAUACAUAGAUGUAAUAUUGCUUAAUUUAAGGAGAGAAAGACAUUUUCAGUGAUAAUCAAUUUCGGUUCGCAUUGGGUUAUUUUCGAUGGUAGAGACAAGAAAGCAAUACUCAAGGAUUAAAAAGCAUUAGAAGAAAAUAAAGGAGAAGAUGAGCCAGAUGAAGAAUCAAAAGCCAAAUAAAACUAACAAAAAACUGAGCAAUUGUAAUAAUCUGCCAGUAAAAAACCAGAGCAGACUAUCAAAGAUUUCUUUGGAAUGGGAGACACAAAGCCAUAACCAUGCAAUAAGAUCGAAAUUAUUCCUUAGUAAUAACUAUCGCAGGCAUCUGUUUAGAGCUUAGUAGGUGAAGAUCAAGAGGUCUAAAGUCAUUAUCUACCUCUUAAACUUUCCAGCAAGGAUUACACAAUGACUCUUUAGGAUAGAGAUAUCAUUAAAAGAUAUCGUGAGUGGUCAAAGGAAUAUUUCUUGAAUGAAUUCCUCUAUGAGAGUUAAUUGUAUAUAACACUUUCGAAGGUUAGAGAUAUCAUUAGCAAUGAAAUGAUAAGCGGGAAUAAAAAUGAUUCAAUCACAAGUUUUGACCUAAUUGUCUAAGUUGAGCAGAUCGAUGAACUAGGACCAUUAGAAAAUGGAGAUAUGAAGUUAAUGAUUCGAAUCAGUGAUUAAACCAGCGGCGAAAAGAGAAAAAAUAUUUUGCAAACAAAAGACAGUAGUAAUAUAAUGUUAAUAGAAAGUUCAUUCAAAUAAGCUUAGUAGUUCCUAAAGCAAAUGGAAACUACUGAUCAUGAUUUGACUCCUGCUAUCCUUGGAGAAGUUUAGCAUCAUCAUAAUGAAUAUUCACAUUUGCAGUAACAUUUUGAGGAGGUCUUAGAAAAACCAGAGAUAGCUUCAUCCGUUGGAUCUCUCUAUCUGAAUAUGCAAUCAGAAGAAUUGUCUGAUAUCUUACAAAGUGAACAAUAUGCCAAUGGGACAUAGAUUGAAAGAUUGUCAAGAGUCUAAUUCUACGUUCUAAAUAUUUAACCUCUAAACUUAUUUGAAGUUUCUAGGGUUUAUUGUCCGAAAUGCUAUUCUGACUACUCUUAUAAAGAUUUCAAUGGAUAAAGUGAUGUUCAUAGUAUGGAAUGCCCUCAAUGUCAUUAUAACCAUUUAGAAGCCAUCUAUAAAAUCUAGUUUUAAGUGAAAGAUAAAUCUUUAUAUCAUUUGAAAGGUGCUAUGAAAAUGAUACUUUACACCAUGGACGGUAUUUGCAAUAAAUUCUUUAAUGGAAUUGAGCCUUGCAAUUUUUAUAGAGAGCAGACAGCCAGAAAUUAGGUUGAAAAGCAUUUGAGAUAUAUUGUGAGAUUUAAUGUGUUCUUGGAUGCUAUUGUCGAGACGAAAUAUGUUCAGAAUGAAAUUGUGCUCAAACUCAUAAGUUGCAAACUCAAGAAUAUUUGA
This is a messenger RNA of Stylonychia lemnae, 1938 nucleotides long. NCBI's taxonomy places the organism in Eukaryota, Ciliophora, Spirotrichea, Sporadotrichida, Oxytrichidae. The record is from the annotation of a GenBank genome assembly.